This is a messenger RNA of Glycine soja, 3783 nucleotides long. RefSeq names its product receptor-like protein kinase 2. The transcript has 2 exons. The coding region runs from base 316 to 3585 and encodes 1089 amino acids. The record is from RefSeq and is a predicted model, not a curated record. NCBI's taxonomy places the organism in Eukaryota, Viridiplantae, Streptophyta, Magnoliopsida, Fabales, Fabaceae. Gene Ontology annotation, biological process: protein phosphorylation. Gene Ontology annotation, molecular function: protein kinase activity; protein binding; ATP binding.
AAUAGUACAUAGCCAACUGAAGUAGAAAAUCUUGUACUACCAUAUCCUGUUUACCCAUCUGUCUGCUUAGUGCUUCUAAUUUGUCUGUUUCUUUCUUCAGCCUUUGCUGUAAAUUCACCUCAAAACACAAAAGUGAAACAGUGUUUGAAGAUUAAGGAACGGUCUACAUCUUCAUCAGUAACCUUAAAUGGAAGAUAAGAGACUUUCAAUAUCCAACCAUGAUGCUAAAGAGGGCAUAGAUAGUAACUUAGAGAUUCUAGUCUAGUGCUGCUAUGUUUGGAUGAGAUAGAACAGUGGCAGAAACACCACCUCAUCAUGUCAAGCAAUGCAUUAACUCUUUUUAUCUUGUUUCUUAAUAUUUCCAUGUGUCCAUCCAUCUCUGUAGCUCUGAACCAGGAAGGCCUCUCUCUACUUUCAUGGCUUUCAAGCUUCAACUCCUCCAACUCCGCUACGGCCUUCUCUUCAUGGGAUCCAACAAACAAAGAUCCUUGCACAUGGGACUACAUAACAUGUUCCAAAGAAGGGUAUGUGUCAGAGAUCAUAAUAACAUCCAUUGAUCUACGUAGCGGCUUCCCCUCACGGCUCAAUUCUUUUUACCACCUCACCACUCUUAUCAUCUCAAAUGGAAAUCUCACUGGUCAGAUUCCAAGUUCAGUGGGAAACUUGUCCUCUUUGGUCACUUUGGACCUUAGCUUCAAUGCUUUAUCAGGAAGUAUUCCGGAAGAAAUAGGAAAGCUAUCUAAUCUGCAGUUGUUGCUGCUGAAUUCAAAUUCCUUGCAGGGUGGAAUUCCAACCACAAUUGGAAACUGUUCAAGGCUUCGGCAUGUGGCGCUUUUCGACAACCAGAUCUCUGGAAUGAUACCUGGAGAAAUAGGCCAGUUGAGGGCUCUUGAAACACUAAGAGCAGGAGGAAAUCCAGGUAUUCAUGGAGAAAUCCCAAUGCAGAUAUCAGACUGCAAGGCCCUUGUUUUUCUGGGACUUGCGGUUACUGGGGUUUCCGGGGAGAUUCCACCAAGUAUAGGAGAGCUUAAGAAUCUCAAGACAAUUUCUGUCUACACAGCACACCUCACAGGUCAUAUCCCAGCAGAGAUUCAGAACUGCUCAGCCUUGGAGGAUUUGUUUCUGUAUGAAAACCAGCUUUCUGGAAGUAUUCCUUAUGAAUUAGGCUCCAUGCAAAGCCUCAGGAGGGUGUUGCUGUGGAAGAACAAUUUAACUGGCACCAUUCCAGAGAGUCUUGGGAACUGUACAAAUCUCAAGGUUAUAGAUUUCUCUUUGAAUUCUCUGCGGGGUCAGAUACCUGUGACUCUCAGUAGUCUACUCUUGUUGGAGGAGUUUCUUUUGUCUGAUAAUAAUAUUUAUGGAGAAAUACCUUCCUAUAUUGGCAACUUUUCCAGGCUGAAGCAAAUAGAAUUGGAUAACAACAAAUUCUCUGGGGAGAUUCCACCUGUUAUAGGGCAACUGAAGGAACUCACACUCUUCUAUGCCUGGCAGAAUCAACUGAAUGGAAGUAUACCAACAGAACUAUCCAACUGUGAGAAACUUGAAGCACUCGAUCUUUCGCACAAUUUCCUUACUGGUUCCAUUCCAAGUUCACUCUUUCAUCUAGGGAACUUGACUCAGUUGUUGCUGAUAUCAAACAGACUUUCAGGUCAAAUUCCAGCAGAUAUUGGAAGUUGCACCAGCUUGAUCAGGUUACGGCUGGGAUCGAACAACUUUACCGGUCAAAUUCCAUCAGAAAUAGGUCUUUUAAGCAGUCUGACCUUUCUUGAGUUGUCAAAUAAUCUAUUCAGUGGAGAUAUUCCCUUUGAGAUAGGUAACUGUGCUCAUCUAGAAUUGCUUGACUUGCACAGCAAUGUGCUGCAAGGAACCAUUCCUUCCUCGUUGAAAUUCCUAGUUGAUCUUAAUGUCUUAGAUCUUUCUGCAAACAGAAUAACUGGAAGCAUUCCUGAGAAUUUGGGCAAGCUUACAUCUCUAAAUAAGUUGAUUCUGAGUGGAAACCUUAUCUCUGGUGUGAUCCCUGGGACACUGGGGCCGUGUAAGGCUUUGCAGUUGCUGGAUAUAAGUAACAAUAGGAUCACUGGUUCUAUUCCUGAUGAGAUUGGUUAUUUGCAAGGAUUAGAUAUCCUCUUGAACUUGAGUUGGAAUUCUCUUACUGGCCCCAUUCCCGAGACCUUCUCAAAUCUCUCAAAACUAUCCAUCUUGGAUCUCUCUCACAACAAGCUCACAGGUACACUCACAGUACUGGUUAGUCUUGACAAUCUUGUGUCUCUAAAUGUCUCCUACAAUGGUUUUUCUGGUUCUCUUCCUGAUACGAAGUUCUUCCGGGAUAUACCUGCUGCUGCAUUUGCUGGUAACCCUGACCUUUGCAUUAGCAAGUGCCAUGCAAGUGAAAAUGGUCAAGGCUUCAAGUCAAUAAGAAAUGUUAUUAUCUAUACUUUCCUUGGGGUGGUUUUAAUUUCUGUUUUUGUCACUUUUGGAGUAAUUUUAACUCUCAGGAUUCAAGGGGGAAAUUUUGGAAGGAAUUUUGAUGGAAGUGGUGAAAUGGAAUGGGCUUUCACUCCAUUCCAAAAACUCAACUUCUCCAUCAAUGACAUUUUGACGAAGUUGUCAGAAUCAAACAUUGUGGGAAAGGGUUGCUCGGGAAUUGUUUAUCGUGUGGAGACUCCAAUGAAGCAGACUAUUGCAGUGAAGAAGCUAUGGCCAAUAAAGAAAGAAGAGCCACCAGAGAGAGAUCUCUUUACUGCAGAAGUUCAGACCCUUGGAUCAAUAAGACAUAAGAAUAUAGUAAGACUUUUAGGAUGCUGUGACAAUGGAAGAACUAGAUUGCUAUUAUUUGAUUAUAUAUGCAACGGGAGUUUGUUCGGAUUACUCCAUGAAAAUAGAUUGUUCUUGGAUUGGGAUGCAAGGUAUAAGAUCAUACUGGGAGUAGCUCAUGGUCUAGAAUAUCUUCAUCAUGAUUGUAUCCCUCCAAUUGUCCAUAGGGACAUUAAAGCUAACAACAUCUUGGUAGGUCCACAAUUUGAAGCUUUCCUUGCAGAUUUUGGCCUUGCAAAACUCGUGAGUUCCUCAGAGUGUUCAGGAGCAUCUCAUACAAUUGCAGGUUCUUAUGGAUACAUAGCUCCUGAAUAUGGAUACAGUUUAAGGAUCACAGAAAAGAGUGAUGUGUACAGCUAUGGUGUUGUGCUCCUUGAGGUCUUAACGGGGAUGGAACCAACUGAUAACAGGAUUCCAGAGGGUGCCCACAUUGCCACAUGGGUUAGCGACGAAAUCCGAGAGAAGAGAAGAGAAUUUACAUCUAUCCUUGACCAGCAACUAGUAUUGCAGAGUGGAACAAAAACCUCUGAGAUGCUUCAGGUUCUAGGAGUGGCUCUCCUAUGUGUGAAUCCCUCCCCGGAAGAACGACCUACUAUGAAAGAUGUAACUGCAAUGCUCAAGGAGAUCAGGCAUGAAAAUGAUGAUUUCGAGAAACCAAAUUUUCUCCAUAAAAGCGUGGUUACCACCAAUCCAAAAGCAGCAGUUCACUGUUCAAGUUUCUCCAGAUCAUGUGAACCUUUAAUAAUAGAAUCAACAUCUUCUUCUGUAUAGCCACCAUUUCGAUUACUAGAUUUGUUUUCUUUUUUCAAGUGACAAAUUAUUUGUGUAGAUUAGUAUACAUAUGGAUUUGGAUCAUUUUCUGUACGAGAUAUGGUCCUGUUAGAGAGGGUAAGGCACAAAUACAAUUAGUGGAACUACACUAAUCAUGGUGAGUUAUUGUUUAAUAAAAGUAUGUCUUUCUCUCUUUAA